Molecule: messenger RNA, 3827 nt
Organism: Mandrillus leucophaeus (drill)
Lineage: Eukaryota; Metazoa; Chordata; Mammalia; Primates; Cercopithecidae
Gene: UHRF1
Product: ubiquitin-like with PHD and ring finger domains 1
Exons: 16
Coding region: 72-2447 (791 amino acids)
Biological process (GO): negative regulation of gene expression via chromosomal CpG island methylation
Molecular function (GO): ubiquitin protein ligase activity; protein binding
Source: RefSeq, a predicted model, not a curated record
UGAGUUCCCCCGGGACUUCUGAAGUUCCGGCCCGCGCUGGACUUCUGGCAUUCCCUCUUCCCGCCGACACCAUGUGGAUCCAGGUUCGGACCAUGGACGGGAGGCAGACCCACACGGUGGACUCGCUGUCCAGGCUGACCAAGGUGGAGGAGCUGAGGCGGAAGAUCCAGGAGCUGUUCCACGUGGAGCCAGGCCUGCAGAGGCUGUUCUACAGGGGCAAACAGAUGGAGGACGGCCAUACCCUCUUCGACUAUGAGGUCCGCCUGAAUGACACCAUCCAGCUCCUGGUCCGCCAGAGCCUCGUGCUCCCCCACAGCGCCAAGGAGCGGGACUCCGAGCUCUCCGACACCGACUCGGGCUGCUGCCUGGGCCAGAGUGAGUCGGACAAGUCCUCCACCCACGGCGAGGCAGCCGCCGAGACUGACAGCAGGCCAGCCGACGAGGACAUGUGGGAUGAGACGGAGUUGGGGCUGUACAAGGUCAACGAGUACGUCGAUGCCCGGGACACGAACAUGGGAGCGUGGUUUGAGGCGCAGGUGGUCAGGGUGACGCGGAAGGCCCCCUCCCGGGACGAACCCUGCAGCUCCACGUCCAGCCCCGCACUGGAGGAGGACGCAGACGUCAUUUACCACGUGAAAUACGACGACUACCCGGAGAACGGCGUGGUCCAGAUGAACUCCAGGGACGUCCGAGCUCGCGCCCGCACCAUCAUCAAGUGGCAGGACCUGGAGGUGGGCCAGGUGGUCAUGCUCAACUACAACCCCGACAACCCCAAGGAGCGGGGCUUCUGGUACGACGCGGAGAUCUCCAGGAAGCGUGAGACCAGGACGGCGCGGGAACUCUACGCCAACGUGGUGCUCGGGGAUGAUUCUCUGAAUGACUGUCGGAUCAUCUUCGUGGACGAAGUCUUCAAGAUUGAGCGUCCGGGCGAAGGGAGCCCUAUGGUUGACAACCCUAUGAGACGGAAGAGCGGGCCGUCCUGCAAGCACUGCAAGGACGACGUGAACAGACUGUGCCGGGUCUGCGCGUGCCACCUGUGCGGGGGCCGGCAGGACCCCGACAAGCAGCUCAUGUGCGAUGAGUGUGACAUGGCCUUCCACAUCUACUGCCUGAACCCGCCCCUCAGCAGUGUUCCCAGCGAGGAUGAGUGGUACUGUCCUGAGUGCCGGAAUGAUGCUAGCGAGGUGGUGCUGGCGGGAGAGCGGCUGAGAGAGAGCAAGAAGAAGGCGAAGAUGGCCUCGGCCACAUCGUCCUCGCAGCGGGACUGGGGCAAGGGCAUGGCCUGUGUGGGCCGCACCAAGGAAUGCACCAUCGUCCCAUCCAACCACUACGGACCCAUCCCGGGGAUCCCCGUGGGCACCAUGUGGCGAUUCCGAGUCCAGGUACCUGCGGCGUCCCAGGGGUCCAGGGGCCACGCGGGCUCUCUCUCUUUUUGCCUCUGCAGAGGGUUCACCCAGCCUUCUUAUCUGUUUCAGGACAAUGGGAAUUUUUUCACAUACACAGGUAGUGGUGGUCGAGAUCUUUCCGGCAACAAGAGGACCGCGGAACAGUCUUGCGAUCAGAAACUCACCAACACCAACAGGGCACUGGCUCUCAACUGCUUUGCUCCCAUCAAUGACCAAGAAGGGGCCGAGGCCAAGGACUGGCGGUCAGGGAAGCCGGUCAGGGUGGUGCGCAAUGUCAAGGGUGGCAAGAACAGCAAGUACGCCCCCGCCGAGGGCAACCGCUACGAUGGCAUCUACAAGGUGGUGAAAUACUGGCCCGAGAAGGGGAAGUCCGGGUUUCUCGUGUGGCGUUACCUCCUGCGGAGGGACGAUGAUGAGCCUGGCCCUUGGACGAAGGAGGGGAAGGACCGGACCAAGAAGCUGGGGCUGACCAUGCAGUAUCCAGAAGGCUACCUGGAAGCCCUGGCCAACCGAGAGCGAGAGAAGGAGAACAGCAAGAGGGAGGAGGAGGAGCAGCAGGAGGGGGGCUUCACGUCCCCCAGGACGGGCAAGGGCAAGUGGAAGCGGAAGUCGACAGGAGGUGGCCCGAGCAGGGCCGUGUCCCCGCGCCGGACAGCCAAGAAAAGCAAGGUGGAGCCUUACAGCCUCACGGCCCAGCAGAGCAGCCUCAUCAGAGAGGACAAGAGCAAUGCCAAGCUGUGGAAUGAGGUCCUGGCGUCACUGAAGGACCGGCCGGCGAGCGGCAGCCCGUUCCAGUUGUUCCUGAGUAAAGUGGAGGAGGCGUUCCAGUGUAUCUGCUGUCAGGAGCUGGUGUUCCGGCCCAUCACGACCGUGUGCCAGCACAACGUGUGCAAGGAUUGCCUGGACAGAUCGUUCCGGGCACAGGUGUUCAGCUGCCCCGCCUGCCGCUACGACCUGGGCCGGAGCUACACCAUGCAGGUGAACCAGCCUCUGCAGACCGUCCUCAACCAGCUCUUCCCCGGCUACGGCAAUGGCCGGUGAUCUCCAAGCACUUCUCCACAGGCGUUUUGCUGAAAAUGUGUCCGAGGGUUCGUUCAUCGGCCCUGAUUUUGUUCUUAGCGGGCUUAACUUAAACAGGUAGUGUUUCCUCUGUUCCCUAAAAAGGUUUGUCUUCCUUUUUUUUUUUUUAUUUUUUUUUAUUUUUCAAAUCUAUACAUUUUCAGGAAUUUAUGUAUUCUGGCUAAAAGUUGGACUUCUCAGUAUUGUGUUUAGUUUUUUGAAAACGUAAAAGCCUACAAUUUCUCGACAAAACAGUGUAAGAUUUUUAAAAGAUGGAAUCAGAAACUACGUGGCGUGGAGGCUGUUGAUGUUUCUGGUAUCAAGUUCUCAGAAGUUGCUGCCACCAACUCUUGAAGAAGGCGAAGGGAUCAGUCCUUCUCUCGGGUUCUGGCCCCCAAGGUCAGAGCAAGCAUCUUCCUGACAGCAUUUUGUCAUCUAAAGUCCAGCGAGAUGGUUCCCCGUGGUGGCCCGUGGUGGCCCGUGGCAUCCCGUGGCGUGGCGUGGCUCAGCUGUCUGUUGAAGUUGUCGCAAGGAAAAGAGGAAACAUCUCGGGCCCAGUUGAAACCUUUGUCUCAAAGCCAUCCCCCGCCAGACUGCUUAGCGUCUGAGAUCUGCGUGAAAAGUCCUCUGCCCGCAAGAGCAGGGAGUUGGGGCCAUGCAGAAAUGGCCUCAAGGGGACUCUGCUCCACGUGGGCCAGAUGUGUGCUGACGCUGUCCGAUGAAGGCGGCCAUGGACGGAUGCCAGCACACGAAGUCACGCCCAAGUGCCUUUGGUUCGUUCCUUCUUUCUAAAGACGACAUCGUCUUUGUUGUUAGCACUGAAUUAUUGAAAAUGCCAACCAGAUUCUAGAAACUACGGUCGUCCAGUUCUUCCUGACACCGGAUGGGUGCUUGGAAACAGUUUGAGCCUUACAGAUCAUUGAAAUUCAAUUUUUUAACUCGACAAGUGAGAACUUACAAGAGGAUUUUUUUUGUUUUUGUUUUUGUUUUGUUUUUUUUCUAUGAACACAUUUUCUAAAUGAAUUUUUUUUGUAGUUACUGUAUAUGUACCAAGAAAGAUAUAACGUUAGAGUUUGGUUGUUGUUUUUGUUUUUGUAUUUUUUUUUGAAAGGUUUUGUUAAUUUUUCUAAUUUUACCAAAGUUUGCAGCCUAUACCUCAAUAGAACAGGGAUAUUUUAAAUCACAUACCUGCAGACAAACUGGAACUAUGUUAUUUUUAAAGGAUUUUUUUUUUCACCUCCUUAUUGUUAGAUUAUUAAUGUAUUAGGGAAGAAUGAGACAAUUUUGUGUAGGCUUUUUCUAAAGUCCAAUAUUCUUUGUCCAGAUUUUAGAUUCUCAGAAUAAAUGUUUUUCACAGAUAGA